Ceraceosorus bombacis is the source of this 6541-nucleotide messenger RNA. The record is from the annotation of a GenBank genome assembly. NCBI's taxonomy places the organism in Eukaryota, Fungi, Basidiomycota, Exobasidiomycetes, Ceraceosorales, Ceraceosoraceae.
AUGAGGCUGAUAGCGGUACUAGUUGCACUUGCAUUCUGCCAGCUUACAGCUGCAGUGCUGUUCGGUGAGAGCGGGGGACCUGUUGCCUCUGCGCACAAUGCUUUGACGCGAGGCAAACAAAUGCUGGCCGCUUGGGUGCGUAGGUCAGAGGUAAUGGACUUGAAGCUUCAAUCCUUCGCGCUGACAUGCGAAUUGCUCUUCGCUUAGAUUCAUCCUUCGAAAGGCGUCGCACUUCGCAAAGGAGCGCCCAAGAACCAGAGCCCCGUUUCCCUGUUGGGCUGCAUAACCUGUGAUUCAGGCGUCGUCGACCUGAAGAGCAACAAGCAUAUUAGGGAGUCGUCCAAAAAGCUCGAGGCAGAGGCAAAUUCAUGGGCAAGUAGAGCCAGCGCUUCCGACGAGCGCUCGCUCUACAUCUAUGGCAGCCGCACAGGAUCUCGAAAGAGCAGCACCUCUUCGUCGUCCCACUCAAGGCAUAGAGAUGGAUCCGGCAAGGGUGUAAGACGCACUGAUCAUCUCCUGCUUGGUCAGAGUCGGCCAGAAAGCCCGAUUCCCUCCAGGCAUGAUCCGCACAUCAACAACAUUUUCCUUGGCAACUCUUAUUGGGGACGGCAAUCCCUCACAACACCACCAAAAUCAGCGUGGGGCAAUCCAGGCUCUCCAACUGGGCCCUUGAGGAACGAAGUUGGCAAGCAGGUCUUCCGUAGCAAGAGCUUCAAGCCAGCGACAUCGUUUUCAUUCCAGCCAGAAGUGUCAAGUCUAUCCCAACACGCACAUGAGCCGGGUUCGACCUCUCCAGAUCUCACUCACUUCAAACGGUCCGGCCGCAAGAAACCGGACCUCACCCCGCUAAACGUUCCGAAGCGCUCGGAGGAGCUUCAGCGAAGACGAGUACAAAUCGAGGCGAUCAUGCCGAUCAGCACUGAGAUGACCUUGCUCAAACGCUCAAAUCAUGGACAAGUAGCCUUUAUGAUGCGGAACAAUUUGCAGCGCCGACUGUUGAAGAGUGGCUACGCCAGGGCGAAGAAGGUGGGCGACGUUCUCUGCCAAAUAGCUUCCACUCCCAGAGAAGCAGUGCUGACUUGCCUCUCUUCUCGCGCAGGCCUUGCGAGCCGUUGGCAACAUGGGUUGCACUGGAUGCGGAAAGGCGUGGUCUCCACCGCCGUCGGUUGCCGAUCACUACUGGCGAAUCAGCUCCGCCUCCUUCUCAGACGCAACGCGCUCCCGGCACUCGCGAUCGGUAUCCUUUUCCGACAUGCCUACGUUGCUCAAGGAGUCCUCUUUGACGCCCAAGGACUUACCCCAUCUACGCAACGGUGGUCAAAUUUCGCCGUCCCGUUUGAUGCAAGAGUCUCCACCGCGUCAGCCACCCAAUGAGAAUUUUGACGACCCCGAACAGUGGGAUCGAGUGUGGAAGUGGAUCCCUCGUCCACCGCGUGCCAAUCCUGCAGAAUCGGGACCGAAAGCAAUCCCCGAAAGCAUCCGGCUGCCACUGCUACCGCCACGCGCACCACCUAGAAAAUUUAAGCGAACCUCGUCUGCUGCGGGCAGCGCCAGUACGGUCCAUCCUACGACAAAACUUCCCCCGUCUUCCAUCCCUGACCUCAUCAAGCGAGGCCUGACCGAGAGCCUAUUCAAGGUUCGUCGUCAUCAAGACUGUUCGAGCUCUAGGUACGCGCUGACUGACAUGCCCACGGUGUAUCAAUGCAGCUCUGCAGGGGAUGCACCCGCCCUUCGGCCGCGGAGGAGUCCGGCCUUGCCCCAUUGAGUCCAGCGCAUUCCGACAGUCCUGCUUUCAGAAGAUUGACCAGCGCGCACAUGGCAAGAAUGCAGCAUUGGACCGAGCACGGUAGACAGCCCCUGCAUGAGCGACCGCUGCAAACAGAAACAGAAGACCUUCGUCUUUCAGAAUUGCCAGGACCGAUGAGCCCCCGCGCAAAGAAGACUGCCAUCGCUGCGUGGGCUCGUAGGCAGGGCAAGGUCCCCAGACUUGCCUGCGGCGGAACUCACGAAACACCCUGGGAGGAGGAGAAUCUGGGCCACGAUCGUCCAGUCUUUGAUCCAUGGCUUCUCUCGCCAGAAAGACGCCCGCCCGAGCUCCAAGCUGGUCACAACAGCCAGCAGCACAGCUUUGAUACGCCUCAUGCACUAUCUCCAACUCGCCUGAGUGAUGCUGGCGACGGGUUGCGAGGCGGAGAAGCUUCACGAGUGAGUAUCGAUCAGAGCUAGCCCUGCAACCGUCGUGGCGAUGACGGUGCGUUCUUUGAGAGCAACAGCCAACACUGGCUGUAAGUCAGGCAAGGCCGCCACAUUGAAUGCAGACGAGCGUUCGGCAACGAGGCCCACCUCCCUGCUUACCUUCAUCCCCUCAUCGUGCUGCUUCGCUUUCUGCUCAGCACAAGACAAACGAUCCAUCAGCAGCUUCUGUCAGAUCUUCUACGCUCUCGGACCAGAACUCGUUGACCGCACUUGAAGCAGCCUUUCGGAAAGCCGAAGAGCGCGCAAACAAAUCGCGCGAGAAGGGCACCAGGGCAACGAGCUCCAGGCGUCUCGUAGAGCGGACGCGCGAUCACGUUCUUGCGAAGCGUGGCCUGCGCUCGGAGCAGGUGUUGCAAAAGCGCUUCUUGGGCAAGGUGAGCAAGCUAACGUUGCGCAAAUAGCAGACUGCAAGGACUAACGAUGAAUUCGUUCGACAGCUUUUCUCGUGCUUUGGAGGGUGCAAGAGCAGCAGUCCCAAAUUUCCACAACUCCCUGCAGGAGCGACAGACGCAGAAGUCAAAAAGUUUGCGGGAUCCCUUCUAGGCAAGACCUCGACCAUCUCUGGCACUCGUCAUCGCACGCAUCGGCGUAGUCAUAGCGUACAAAUUUUGCAAAAGCGUCUUUCGAGAAGCGUGAGUCUUGAUUUUAGUCUUUAAUGUACCUUGCCCAAGACUGACAUGUCGUGACCUUGCACACCAGCUUUUCGCAUGCUUCGGACUUUGCAAAGCUCCAUUGCCGCCUACGGGACCUCAAAUUCGAACGACCGAAGCAGAGCUUCUCAAAGUUGCUGCGGAUCGCAAGCCUCAUGGCGCCACCUCGAGCAGCCAUCUGGCCCAUGCUCAGCGUCGCGACAUCGUUCACAUUCUCCACAGGCGUUUCCUGAAGGCUGUGAGUCAUCCCAACGACCAAAAGACAAUUUGAGACACUGGAUCACUGACCGGGAUCUGUUAUUCGUGACCUACACGAUAGUUAUUUUCCUGCUUCAUGUGCAAAAGCGGCGACAGCCCCAAAUUUCCGAGCAUUCCACAAGGCGCAUCCGACGCGGAAGUGAAAAGAAUCGCGGGAUCCAUGCUGGGCAAGACUUCCACGAUCUCCGGAACUCGUCAUCGCACGCAUCGCAGAGGAAUGGAGAUCAAUGAACUCGAAGGUACCGCGGGCCGCGCUGAAAAGCGUGGCGAAAAUGGUCAGGUGGGCAUCUAGACAGCAAUGUCUUUUCCGAGAUGGAUGAAAGAGAUGGAGCCCGUUGGCUGCGCACUGAGCAACGAAGAAGCACAGCUGAAGGGAAAGUGAUUGUGGCUAAACCGCCAAAGAGGGCCAGCGUUUUAUGCGGCAAACGAAAUCGCUCAGCGAACGAAUCUUUUCGAAUGAGAUGUGUGCCUACCUCUGCGCCAAUCCGCCCUCUGAAACUUGAUCUUCCACCUUCCAGGCUCCAAUCUUACAGCGUCCUCAUUCUGACUUUCUGCAAAGGCGAAUGAGGGUGAGUGCUGUAGGGCUUGCAGCUUUGCCCCGCAGGACUGACUGGUGCGGGUCUCUGAGCUGCCGAGCAGGUCCAAGAUGUUCCGGAUGAGCUGGAAGCAGAGGCCGAGAAACGGGCGCGCCUUGUUACCAACAACUCUUCAUUGAGUCGCUUCUUUGGCUCUGCAUCAUCUGCACCCCAGGAUGGUGCCAGCACGUCCCAGCAGGUCGAGCAUGCCGUCCGCAAAAGUUAUAGUGGCAGUUCCAUUGAUCAUUCUACCCGCAGCACUAGUUAUUCGGAAAAUUUCUCCAAUGACAAUGGCCAGAGCAACGGCUUAUGGAGAUCCUUGAGCACGCGGCUAUUUGGAGGUGUGAGUGCGGACACGUGCCACAGCCGGAUCUACCCCUCUCUGAAGCCUAUUACACCCAGCCUCCCCAGAACCGACGUCUUCGAUCGAUAGGGGUCACACCUACGGGAGAGCGACAGGCUAGACUGCAAGCAGCUUUGGAGGACAGACGAGCAGCCAUCGCGCAAAGUCGGAGAGGAGCAAACAUCCAUCUACAGACUCACAAUUCACUUUCAGCAUCGACAAUCGCUUCGCCAUCUACUCUAGAAGACUCGACGUCCGCAGCUCAGGGCAAUUAUGCGCGUCAGCACGCAGCUGAGCGCAUCAAUUUGGACAGCAGCGUGUCGCGAUACCAUCUGAAAGACGAACAACGCAACUCUCACAUUGAACGUUCCACCUCUCAAUCUCGGCAUGACAAUGAGCCCUCUGUGCAAACUAAAGUUGAUGUGGACAUGCCACGCUCCCAAGCAGGAGGGGCGAGCGUCAAGGGACUGACUGAUCAGUCUGGCAGUAUUGCUUCGCACAUGGCUAAUGAACGACUGGAGCGCCGCGAUCAACGCACUAGGUUGACCUUGGAGCGCCGCUUGCUUCCAGAUGAGCUAGAGCAGCUUCGACGGAUAGCCUCUGGCAUCAACCGCCUUGGGGAGUCUAGCAGCUCCAGUUUGACUAGAAGCCGCAGCAGCGCUCGAGGCCAGCAUUACGACAGCCACACCUCGCCUGCUGGCUCGCUAGCCCGUGAGUCGCCGGCAUCCUCGUUUUCGGAAGAUGGUUUAGGCACAUUGACACGUGUCAGAAGGCGACGUGAGGGUUUCGAUGUAAGUACGGCUAAUCCACCUCAAUGAUCGUCACAGGAACCCAUGAAGCCUCGUAUCCCUCGAUUUUGGAGUCAACGAGGGAUACGUACACACCGGGACUAGGUUGGUUUGUCCACCGUACUCCUUCGACCACCGCUCGAAAUAGACGGCACGGUGCAGUCGCGGCCGCCGUCGGAGCCCAAGUCGAUCGCAGCCGUCAGCAAGAGCUCGACCGCUUGAUCCACCUGGACAGCGGCUUCAAUCUCCCUGAUCACGAGUAUCCUCGCUUCCGCUCGGAUGCUGACAUUGCCGCGCUGCAUGGCUGGCAUCACACUCCCUCGACGUCUCGCAGCCCCGUCGCACCUGACAAUUCGCAGUCAGGUCGCCGAGCCAGCUCAAGCUCUACACCUUACGAGCGCUUGAUGGCGUCGCACGGUGGCAGGCAUAGCGAGCCGCACAGUGUCUCUACGUCCAGCACUCAGGCCGAGAGUCGUAAUUUGCGGCCGGAUCGUGGAGCAAGCCCAGGCUCAGGCUCCACGCCUUACGAGCGCUUGAUGGCUUCUUAUGGUGAUAGCAGCGUCCAUAGCGUUGCUCGCGGACAGGAACAGCUUCGAGAGAAUGCACGCCCCGUCACGCGACAUGGUCGUCCCAAAAUGGACUUGGAGAGUCAUGACGUGCCGCAUCAUCGGGAGGAAGAUGAUGGUCGAAUGGAAGCACAAGUCCAUCCGGCGGCUUGGCGGGUCGAUGAAAUGACUGGCGACAGUGCCAACGACAUUCACCACGAGAUGGCUCAUGGUGUCCGUGCCGAACGUCAUCCCGACUUUGUCCAUAAGCCAGGAGCAACAGGCUGGGCAGUUUCAAAGCAUCGUCUGAGCAGGCGAAAUAGUGGCGAUGAUAUCGCUCUUGUCAAAGGUGAAGAUGGACGCAGGGACUUCUUCUCGUCUCAAGCUAAGCUCACGCUCGAGAAAAGGGGACUUUUGGGGGAGCUAUUUGGGUGCUUCCGCAGCAGCUCCGGAUGCUGCGUAGGGUCGUACUCGAGAAAAGCCCACCAGCCACACACACCUGGACCGUCAGAGCCAGGCUUUCCCAAGCCAGCAGAAUGGGGAAGGGCCGAAAUACAUACUGGCGACGUUCCCAGGAGACUCGAGCCCCAAAAGUCGUUCGACGUCAAAAGUCUGCCGAUGUAUGCCAAGCUACAGCAGUGGCGAGCUGAAGAGGUGAGCCACAAGCUUACGGUAGAUGGUGAAUGUUCGUUGCGCUAUGUACUCAUGUUCUCUCGCGUGAAAAUUCUAGAGCGCUGCAUCGGGCAAGGGCAAAGCGACCAUGCCUAGCUCAUCUCACAGCCCUCCCAGGGCCAGUCUCGCAGAAGCGUCGCAUGGCGAGUGGAGGGGUGACCCAGACACGAUGAUAGUGCACGAAGAUUCUUUGCGUGAGCGCACCAGCACUUCCAACAGACGCGCUCUGCCGUCUGAACAGGCAGGAUCAUCUGCACCGACGCAUAAUCGACGACCCUCUUUCGAUCCCGACUCCAUCUAUAUUCACAAGUCUAUGCUGCCAGAGGUGCCUCAUAGCCUCGCGGGAGAUCCUAGAAUGAUGCUGCACUCUGGGUCUUUGCGCCAGCUUCAAGAAUCUUCGAGCGGGCGUCGAAGUUUCAGCCGAUCUUCAUCCCGAUCAAGGCGAGGAGGUUGA